This is a messenger RNA of Ornithorhynchus anatinus (platypus), 2374 nucleotides long. It is a transcript of the gene MEST, whose product is annotated as mesoderm specific transcript. The transcript is spliced from 12 exons. Gene Ontology annotation, molecular function: catalytic activity. Lineage: Eukaryota; Metazoa; Chordata; Mammalia; Monotremata; Ornithorhynchidae. Bases 230 to 1210 code for a protein of 326 amino acids. The record is from RefSeq and is a predicted model, not a curated record.
AGGGGGCGCUGGGACGCGGUGCCGAGAACCCGGAAGAAGGCGCCCGGCGAGCGAAGGGGGAUGAGCGGCCGAGCCGAGGAGACUUUCUAUCCCCCAGCCCGGGAACUCGGUAGCCAGCCGGGGUUCUCCGCCCGCGUCCCGUCGGGGCUCCCCAGGAGGGGGCGCAUGCGCAGCCGCCUCCCCGUGCUUAGCAUGGACACAUGGACGCUUGGCCGGACCUGAGCUCAGGAUGAGAGAGUGGUGGAUCCAGGUGGGCCUGCUGACUAUCCCUCUCCUCGCCGUUUACCUGCACAUCCCUCCCCCGAAGCUCUCCCCGGCCCUCCAGGCAUGGAAGUCUUCAGGGACUUUCUUCAUUUAUGAAGGGCUAAGCAUCUUCUACCAAGACUCCCAGGGUGCAUUGGGCAGCUCGGAGAUUGUGGUGCUCUUACACGGCUUCCCCACCUCCAGCUAUGACUGGUGCAAGAUCUGGGAAGGCCUGACCCAGAGAUUCCAGCGUGUGAUUGCUCUGGAUUUCUUAGGCUUCGGCUUCAGCGACAAACCCCGCUCCCACCGUUACUCCAUCUUUGAGCAAGCCAGCAUCGUGGAGGGGCUGCUGGAGCACCUGGGGGUCCGAGGCCAGAGGAUCCACCUGCUGGCCCACGACUACGGGGACACCGUCGCUCAGGAGCUGCUUUACAGGUACGAACACAAUCAGACAGGGCGGGUCCUCAUCAGCAGCCUCUGCUUGUCCAAUGGAGGGAUCUUUCCCGAGACCACCCAUCCCCGCUUCCUGCAGAAGGUGCUCCAAGAUGGAGGCCCGCUCUCUCCCAUCCUCAACCGCCUGAUGAACUUUUUCCUCUUCUCCCGAGGCAUCAGCGAGGUCUUCGGGCCGUACACCCAGCCCUCGGAGGCCGAGUUAUGGGACAUGUGGACCGGCAUCCGUGCCGAAGACGGGAACCUGGUGGCGGGCAGUCUCUUACAGUACAUCAACCAGAGGAAGCAGCAGAGAGACCGCUGGGUGGGGGCUCUCACCUCCACAGCCAUCCCCCUUCAUAUCAUCUAUGGACCCCUGGACCCCGUGAAUCCCCAUCCCGAAUUCAUCAAUCUCUACAGGAAAUUGCUGCCCCAGUCAACCGUGUCCAUCCUGGAUGACCACAUCAGCCACUACCCGCAGCUAGAGGAUCCCAUGGGCUUCCUGAGGGCAUACUUGAGUUUCAUCAACGCUUUCUGAGGGGUAGGGUGACAGCUGAGUUCCACCACUUCCCUCUCUCCACCACGGUCUCGGUUUCUUACUGUCCCCUUUCAGGCGGGGGUAGUAAUUAAUCCACAAGGAGCUCUGAAAAGUAGUACCGAAUCUACUAUUUCAAUCCAUAUCCUAGUUUUUUCCUAGUGCAUACUUGAGUGCCAGCUGAUCAAAGCAAUUGCUCACUUGAGCAAUCUUAGCCAGUCCUGAUACCAGCCCUCCGCCCCCAGCUACAGCGAGGUCGUCUCGGGUGUCCUCCCACGAGUCUAACCAAGCUGCCGAAUUCUUCUGGAAGGUAGUAGAAGGGACUAUUCGUAACCUACAAUCUUGCAAUAAGGAAGGGGGGUUGAUUGUAAUGAAAUUCACCUGUUUGCAAACAAGUAGCAUUACCUCAAUCUUCAUCCCUUUUUUCUCAAUUUGAAUUCUAUACCGCUUCAUCAUUUUUAUCAAAUAAGCAGGCCCUAGUUUUAUGCUGCACCCGUCAGGGCAUCUUAUGAUGGCCGGGCUAUUGUUUGCAGACGGGGUGAAAUGCUCUAAGGUCUGGUUGGUGGGGUGGAGAGGGCCCCCGUGCACCUUAGUCUCCCCACCCUCCUGCUGGUGCUCUUGCUGGCCCCGGGCUAAGUGGGGGGCAGGGGGUAGAAGACAAGCCUGGACUCAGAAUGGCCCUUAAACAGAUGACUUUUUUCCCCAAGUGCUAGUGUUCACUUGAACCCAAGGAUCUUUACCUUGACAGAGGAGGGCUUCAGCCCUCACCUACAGCCCAUCUGCUACAGAUGGAGAAACUAAAUGCAGACACAGAUGAUGCAGGGUUUGUACCUGAGGGCUACCUCUGAAUUCAGAGGUAUUUGAAUCCAGCUCCUGGGGUAUUUGCUUCCUGUGGGUGAAAAGAAUAGAUUCUUUUUUUCCCCCUAGGGCUGUUUUACUCCUCCCACUCUGCCUUGUCUCAAGAGCACUGCCGUGGGGCUAAAAUUCUUCUUGGGUGCAGCAGGGUAAACUUGUUUGGGGCACAGUUGCAUUGCUGAGAGAAAGAGGAACUAUAAGUGGUUCUUAAAAAGUCUAUUUUUAUUUAGCAACUUCCUGUAUAACAAACUUCAAAACUUGAAAUGGGAAUAACUGUCAUUUUCUAUUAAUAAAAAUUAUUUUGGACAAAUA